AUGUCUUUGAUCGAAACGCUUGCAAAGCUCAGGAGGACUAAUGUCACCAAGACAACCCACCGGGAACCGUACGCCGCAAUAUCGCCUACAAGACCAGGCCUCAGUCAAGCCGGAAAGGUUAUUCUGAUUACGGGUGGCGGCACAGGUGCAGGUUUUGCCAUGGCGCAAGCUUUCAUCCGCGCUUCAGCUUCCACAAUCAUCAUUACCUCCCGACGUGGUAAUGUACUCGAUGCCGCUCGGUCAAGGCUUGAGCAGGAGGCAAAUUUGGUUGGCGGAGGUACGAAAAUUGUUGCUAUUACUUGCGACGUGGUCAACCAAACUGAGGUUGACGCACUUUGGAAAGAGCUCGACGAACAGGGCAUCGCCGUUGAUGUCUAUAUCGCGAAUGCCGCGAAGUUCACGGAGGUUAAGCCGAUCUUGGAACUCGGGGCCGAAGAAGUCUGGUCGCAGGUCGAGACGAAUAUGAAGUCUCCUUUGUACUUCACUGAAAGGUUCUAUAAACAAGCAAGCGGAAAGCAGAAGUUCAUUUUGAACAUCUCAACAGCAUCGAUCCAUUCUACAACCGAGCCUGAGGUCAAGAUACGCCCGGCAUACACGCUGUCCAAACUCUCCGGGACACUCUUGUUUCAGCUGCUUGCUCAAGACCAUCCACAUGAGGAGAUGCAGAUAAUCAGCUUCCAUCCCGGACUCAUCUACAAUGAUUAUUGGAAAUCUUUGGAUCUCAAGCCAGAGGAUUUCGAUUCAGAAGAGCUCACUGGCGCAUUCGCAGUUUGGGCAGCUAGCAAGGAAGCUGCAUUCCUCCACGGUCGCUUUGUUUGGUGUUCGUGGGAUGUCGAGGAGUUGGCAACAGGAGAAAUUCGCAAGCGUCUUGACGAGGACUUUUACUAUCUUCGAACCUCGAUUGUUGGUCUUCGCGGGGGGUUUGUGGCUUGA
Molecule: messenger RNA, 933 nt
Organism: Dothidotthia symphoricarpi CBS 119687
Lineage: Eukaryota; Fungi; Ascomycota; Dothideomycetes; Pleosporales; Dothidotthiaceae
Product: NAD(P)-binding protein
Exons: 3
Coding region: 1-933 (310 amino acids)
Molecular function (GO): oxidoreductase activity, acting on the CH-OH group of donors, NAD or NADP as acceptor
Source: RefSeq, a predicted model, not a curated record